UGUAUAUUUUAAAGGAUAAAGAAACAAAAGGCAUGCUAAAAUUGAAACAAUUAAAUAAAUCAGUUACUUUUAGGUAGUUGGCAAUGGCGGUUUUAUUCGAAGCUUCUGAUUCUUCUACAGAGAGAAAAAGAGGGUUUUCUCUCUUUUGGUUUCCCUCUUCUUCUUUUCAAAAAAAUCCAUUUUAAAACACCGCAAAAUUCUCGCCAUUCUUCUCUAUAGACCUCAUGAUUCUCCUACAUUUCCGUAAUUUUCAUCUUAUCCAUGUCUUCUAAACGAUUAAACGCCAUUGUUUCUCCUCCAUCGACAUCCUGACGCUCAAUCUUUCUCUCCCUCUGAAGAUUUUCCGGAUUCCAUUUCUGUUUACAUCGUAUGCACUUCAAUUUUCUUUUCAAACGAACCUCUAAUUGUUAAUAUCCAUUGAGUUUGCCUGCUGUAUAAAUCGAAGAUCUCGUUUAGGAGCUCCCCCAGAGCAGCUGGGGGAGAUCAAUCUGCGAAAGAAAGAAAGAAAUCGAUAAAAGUGGAGAUCUUCUGAGAUGGGGACAGUUGGUUGGGAUUCACCAAAUUCAAAUGGUCACGAAGAGAAGAUAUUCGUUUCAGUUAGAUUGAGACCUUUAAAUGCAAGAGAAUUAGCAGUUGAAGAUGUUUCAGAUUGGGAAUGUAUCGACAACAACACAAUCAUAUACAAGAACAGCCCCAAUGAAAGGUCUUUGGCCCCUACCGCUUAUACAUUUGAUAGGGUAUUUGCUUCUCAAUGCUCAACAAGACAGGUUUACAAUGAAGGAGCUAAAGAUGUAGCUCUCGCAGUCACCAAUGGCAUCAAUUCAACCAUAUUCGCUUACGGUCAGACUGGAAGUGGAAAGACUUACACCAUGUCUAGUAUUACCGAAUACACAGUUUCUGAUAUAUUUGCCUAUGUUCAAAAGAACUGUGAUAGAGAAUUUGUGCUGAAAUUGUCUGCAAUGGAGAUUUAUAAUGAAGCGGUGAGAGACCUCUUAAAUCCAGAUACCAUUCCUCUCAGGCUCCUUGAUGAUCCAGAGAAAGGAACUGUUGUUGAGAAACUUACAGAGGAGAGCCUAAGAGACUGGAACCACCUUAAAGAGCUUCUGGAUUUUUGUCAAUCUCAAAGACAUAUAGGGGAGACGGCUCUGAACGAAAUCAGCUCCAGGUCUCAUCAAAUUCUAAGAUUGACUGUCGAGAGUUCAGCUCGUAAAUUUACAAGUCUUGGAAACUCGAACACUCUAACCGCAUCUGUUAACUUUGUUGAUCUCGCUGGAAGUGAGCGAGCUUCUCAGACAUUAUCGGCUGGUACGAGAUUGAAAGAGGGCAGCCAUAUAAACCGAAGUUUACUUACACUUGGAACUGUUAUUCGCAAAUUAAGCAAAGGGAGAAAUGGACAUAUACCAUUUAGAGAUUCAAAGCUGACACGUAUAUUACAGAACUCGUUAGGAGGAAACGCAAGAACAGCGAUCAUUUGCACAAUGAGCCCUGCACACAGUCAUGUGGAGCAAUCGAGAAACGCUCUCUUGUUUGCUAUUUGUGCUAAGGAGAUAAGCACUAGUGCCCGUGUCAAUUUAGUUAUUUCUGAUAAGGCACUGGUGAAGAAGUUGAGGAAAGAGUUGGCCAGAUUAGAGAGCGAAAUGAAGAAUUUUGGAUCAAUGGCUUCGUCUGUUGAUGACUCCGAAGCUUUGCUGAAAGAAAAAGAAAUCCUCAUUGAAAAGAUGCAUCAGGAGAUCAAUGAGUUAAAAAGACAGCGUGAUCAGGCUCAAUAUCAUGUUCAAGACCUGUUACAAUCAUCUGUUAAUAAACAAGAGAAAAAUGGAAAGCCUGAUUUUCAGGAGGAUCAAUCUCAAUCAUCAGUUGUUAGUAGAAGAACUAAUCGUGUUUCAAGAUCACAAGUUCAAGCUCAGAAUGUUUUGAAACCUAAUUCCCUGGAAACAGGAUCAUCGUCACCAUCCUCAGAGGUUAUUGAUAACGAUAGCAGCUUCCGAUCUGAUGUUGAUGAACAUGUUUCCCAGGGAAGCAAUCGUGUCAUGUCGAGAAAUAGCACCAUUAAGGGUUUGGAGGAGGAAUGCGAAGAUAAUUUUCUAUCCGGUGAUAUCACUCCAAUCACAGUCAUCAAUGAACUAUUUGGACCUGACCCGAUAAAAGAUUGGGAGGAGAAUAUGGAUGAAGAACGUGCUGAUAAUGGAGUUCAAUACGUCGAGACAGAACAACAACAACAACAACCAUCAUCAGCAGCAGCAGCAAGCACAGAGGGAGAGCAUACUUAUGAAGCUUUGAAGGAAAAGAUUGCAUACUUGCAGAAAACUAUUGACUCUCUUAUGAUCGAGCCUUAUCAAACGAUGGAUCAUCAAUCUUCCUCAUGUUUUACCUCUGAAUCUGGAAGAAUAAGCUCUAGAAGCCUCAAGUUACCAAGAAGCCGAAGCUGCAGAGCAUUAUCAAUUACUUCCCCUUGGUAUGAAGAGAUGGAGCAAAAUGGGAAUACCACACCCUUUUGGAAUUCUGCAAGAGCUCAUCAUCAACAGACUGGAUUUAGUGGUUAUGACGGAGAAGAAAUUGAAAGUCCUGUUAAACAGAGGACAAUGAUUCCUUAUGUUGCUCCUCCUAUAGAUGAACUGUCUGAGGAGAUUUCUGGUGAAGCAGAUGCUGUUGUUAAAGAGCACAAAGAUCCUCAUGUAUCGGUAAGUAAUCAUGAGAAAGAAGAAGAAGAAGAAAAAGAGUUAGAGGGACCAGUACAUAAACAAGAACAUGAACAAGAACAAGAACAAGAAAAAGAAGAAGAUUCAAAUACAUAUAAUUGGGCGGAAGAAUUCGAAAAGCAGAGGAGACAGAUAAUUGAACUAUGGGAUGCAUGCGAUGUACCAUUAAUCCACAGGACACAAUUCUUACUGUUAUUCAAAGGCGAUUCAUCUGAUUCGGUAUACAUGGAGGUGGAGCUGAGGCGAUUAUCAUUCAUACACUCUGCAUUAAUGAAAGGAACUAGAAUUGUAGUGGAUGGUCAGGUUCUGAAACCAUCUAUAAGGAAGAAGGAAGUCGAGCGGGAGAGGAGAAGUCUUACCAAACAAAUGUCAAGGAUUUUGACAGACAAGGAAAGGGAAUCUCUGUUUGAGAAAUUCGGGAUCGCGUUGAACACGAAGAGGAGGAGGAUACAAUUGUCGAAUCGUCUCUGGUCGGACGCCAAAGACAUGAAUCAUGUUAUGGAAAGUGCUUCAGUUGUAGCCAAAUUGUUUGGAGUUAGUGAAGAUGAUCAAACUCCAAAGGAAAUGUUUGGAUUGAGCUUUUCACGUCCAGCCAUUAACAAUCGAUCUUUAGCAUGGAGGCAUAGUAUGUCCUUCUGAAACGCCCCCACCACCGCCAUCGCCACCGCAACGCAACCGCCGCCGGCGGCAAGAGAGAUAUGAUAAAGAGAAAGAGAGGGAUCAUCAUUAAUUGUACUUACUCUUGUGUGAAAAAUGUAUUUUUACUUUUAUCGUUAAUAUUUUGAUUUACUGAAAGAAGAAGUUGGUUAAAGUGUAAAUAUCUUUAA
Impatiens glandulifera is the source of this 3526-nucleotide messenger RNA. Its product is annotated as kinesin-like protein KIN-7E. Bases 534 to 3338 code for a protein of 934 amino acids. Lineage: Eukaryota; Viridiplantae; Streptophyta; Magnoliopsida; Ericales; Balsaminaceae. The record is from RefSeq and is a predicted model, not a curated record. The transcript has 12 exons. Gene Ontology annotation, molecular function: microtubule motor activity; ATP binding; microtubule binding. Gene Ontology annotation, biological process: microtubule-based movement.